Molecule: messenger RNA, 2391 nt
Organism: Tachysurus vachellii
Lineage: Eukaryota; Metazoa; Chordata; Actinopteri; Siluriformes; Bagridae
Gene: wbp1
Product: WW domain binding protein 1
Exons: 5
Coding region: 118-999 (293 amino acids)
Source: RefSeq, a predicted model, not a curated record
UUUCAAGGGGCUUGCCUCAGUGCGACUCGACUGGAAACGAAAAUAUGUCGCUCGACAUUUCUAUCAGUUAUUCUACCGAUUAGUUUGUUUGUUUUUUUAUUAGUAUUUUUUAUCUCUAUGGUUUCUGGUGCUUUCUUACCGAAGAUGAGGCAGAAAACGUUGGGUUCUGUCGUGGGCUUGCUUUGCACAGGGACCUGCUUGGCGCAGGGCAAGGAGUUCUGUUUCGGCGUGAACAAUGAGAAGUACAGAUGUGAGAUGGGUUACUGUUGUGGUGAGACCGAGUGCUGCACUUACUACUACGAGCUGUGGUGGUUUUGGUUGGUCUGGACUCUCAUCAUCAUGCUGAGCUGCUGCUGUGCAUACAGACACCGGCGGGUUAAGAUGCGCCUGCAGCAGGAACAGAGGCAGAGAGAGAUCAGCCUCAUGGCCUAUCAGGGAGCCUCCAGUUCUUUCAUCUCCCCACCACCCCUCAACCUGCGCUUCUGGACAGACUGCAAGCUCCCUGAUUAUGAGGAAGUAGUAGGCCAUCCUCCCACACCUCCUCCACCUUACUCUGAGAAUCCUCCAGAAAUUUGCGCUCAGCCGUCUGUCGCUUGUUCAGAGUCAGCUGUGGUGUUGGAGACGGCGCAGGCGGAGGGCAGCAGUGGCGAGUCGCAGGAACCGAACCUUGCAACAGCUGCGGCCCAAUCUGAAUGCAUAGAGCACGGAGUGUCGGACGUGCACCUGGAGGAGGAGCUGAACACCAGACGGAGACACGUGACGGGCGACUCAGGCAUCGAGAUGUGUGUGUGCCAGCUGGACACAGAUGAGUGCUCCGGGAUUGAGGAGGACGAGGGCAGGAUGUGUCAGGGGCCCAGUGGAAGCUGCUGUUCAGAGAGACAGGCUCUCAGACCCAAAGAGAUCUCACACUCACCAGAAUCCAACGGCGAUCAUGUGGUCACAAACGAGGCGACAGGAACCUUGGAGACGGAGCUGCAGGUGUUUUGGCCAAAGGUUUAGAUCAGUGAUUCUCAAAAUGAGGUCUGAUUUUUUUAGUUACACAUUGUCAGAACCUGUUGAUGGACCAUUUAGAAAGAGAAGGCUUUCUAUGUCCCUGUAAUAAAACAAAAAUCUUAUUCUGAUCUUCAGACUGUUCAGGGAUCUGUGAGGUUCAAUGUUUAAGGAGUCACUGACUACAAAACACUUCAGUCCUUCUGGUUUAGUGAGGAAGCCUUGCAGCAUUUCAGGGCUGUUUGGGUUGUGUUUUCAGAUCCUCUCUCGCUAUCUUUCUCUGUCUCUUUCUUGCUCUCUUUCUCUCCCAAGAAUUUAGCCAUAACUCAGUUUCAGUUUCCAUUACACAUCCAGUAGGGAUGUUUACACUCGCCGUGCCUUGUUCUUCAUAAUGAAGCUUUCCCAAGGAAAAAUUCCCACCCUUCUCUCUCUCUUUCUCUCUCUCUCUCUCUUGCUCUCUCUCUCUCUGUUUUUGUGUCUUCACACCUUCGUACUGUAUCUAACUAUAGGCUAUGCACGCGAAAAUGAAAUGUAGGUAGGCUCUGCAGUGGUUUUGUCAAUACAAGCAAUACUAUUCUCAGUCCACAUUGCACUGCAUCUCAGUACACGUCUACUCUGAGAUGAGAAAUAAUUUGCUACUACAGUCGUUUUGUACACACACGUUUGUACAUUUAGUGUCUUUUGUCAUCUAAAAAUAAAAAGGGUUAAACAAGCGAAAAAGUCUCUGACUUAAGACAGCUCAGCUUGCAGCCUGUCUCUCGCUCCCCUCUGGUCCAGACCUGUUCGAUUCAUUCAGUCCAGUACACUUCCAUCUUGUCGACUUACUUUGAUUCAUUACUGCUACGUUACACACGAUACACAGCUUUGUGUUGAUCCCUGAGCACAUCCCGUCGUUGGAACCGGUUUCUAAUUUUGUUGAUUCAGUUUGCAGCGACUGAAAUCUGAACCGCUGCCUCACAGGACAGUGCGUAGACUCGCCGUAAUAUAGCCGCGUCCUCAUAUAAGCCUGUUCGAAGGCUGUAUGAUUGAAGGGUUUUUUUUUUUUUUUCUUUCAGUCAUGAGUAGGACAGAAGUUCUGUCACGCAUCCACUGACAUUUUUAGCUUCAUAAUCCAUACUAUCAUUCAGUUCAGUUAAAAAGCGUGUACACAUUUAAGUUCUUUGUUACUUAUUUUACUUGUUACUUAGAAGAAGCAGUUGUUUAAGAGCACAGAACUGUUCCUUUUCUUUGUUGCUGUUGCUUGUUACUUAGAUCAAGCCAAAAAAUAAAAAAGGAUGGUGAAAUGGGAGGAAAAAUCUGAAAAUCACUGAGGAGUGUGGGAAAUCCUAACGCUCGGGGUUAGCAAGAAGUCGGCUGUGUACUCUUUGUAUUUUAUUUUUGUAAUAAAAUAAAUAUUGCACA